UUCUCCUUUUCCUACUCUGGUCUCACAGGAGCAGUCGUGAGCCGUGGGGCCACACUGGUCUCAGCCAGAUUGUCCGGCCAAACGCUGGCGAAGCGAUGCCCUGGACUGUCCUGCUCUUAGCAGCUGGCUCCAUGGCGAUACCAGCCCCAUCCAUCCUGCUAGUGCCCCCACACCCCAGCAGUCACGAGGACCCCAUCUACAUUGGAUGCAUGGCCCCCAUGGGCUUCCCAGGCGCCAACUUCACGCUGUACCGAGGGGAGAUGGUGGUCCAGCUCCUGCAGGCCCCUGCAGACCAGCUUGGUGUCAUCUUCAACCUGAGUGGUGGAACCUGGGAGGCUGCAGGGGGGACGACGUUUCACUGCCAGUAUGGCGUGCUUGGCGAGGAUAGGCUACCGCAGCUGUCAGACCGCAGUGACACUGUGCACGUCUCCUUCCCAGUGCCCCCUUGGAUCCUGGCACUCUCCUUGAGCCUGGCCGGAGCCCUCCUCCUUGCUGGGCUGGUGGCUGUUGCUGUGGUGAUCAGGAAAGGUAACAGCAGGCGACGAGAGCAAGCAUGGCCCACUGGCUGCCAGAGUGCCACCCCUGGAGCAUUUAAAGUAAGAAAAAUGCAGAAGAAAAGAGAGCAAGAAUCUUGCUGGGCCCAGAUUAACUUCACCACAACAGACAUGUCCUUCAAUAAUUCCCUGUUUGCCAUCUCAACGAAAAUGACUUCAGAAGGAGACACAGUCACCCUGUAUGCUUACUCAGGCUCUGCUGCAACCCCUGAAAACUGCGGGCCCCGGAAGAGGCCCACCUCCACAUCAUCCUCACCUGAGCCCCCCGAAUUCAGCACCUUCCGGGCCUGCCAGUGAGGCUGAGGAUUGAGGCCCCUCUCUAUGUACUCUACCCCCACCCUCUCACUUGAUCUGGCCAGGCCAUGUGGGACCAGAAUCCCUCCAGGUGGUUUGGAGGGUUCUGGCUACUGCUUUCUCAGGGAACUGAACAGGAUGUCUGGCCUUGGGACCUUCCUCACAGAGGAGCAGGAGUAGAAGAGUGGGAGCAGACAUUGGCCUGGAGGAUGGACAGAAAGCAGGAAGCCUCUCUUUGGAUUCUCAGCUUCGAAGACCACCAGGGGAGUAGUUAGGAUCCCUUCUGGUCCCCAGCUGGGCCGUAAGAGCUCUCUGUACAUCCCUCCAGUUUCCUCAUCCUUUGCUACACCUGACUUGGACAACCCAACUGGGUUUUUGGAAAAUAGGGUACCCCCAGGUAUGUUCUGUGUGUCUGCCUUGCUGGUAUGCCUAAAUUAUUAAUUAUAGCAUGUGCUGAGCUGA
Messenger RNA from Artibeus jamaicensis (Jamaican fruit-eating bat), 1310 nucleotides. It is a transcript of the gene CUNH19orf38, whose product is annotated as chromosome unknown C19orf38 homolog. The coding region runs from base 96 to 851 and encodes 251 amino acids. Lineage: Eukaryota; Metazoa; Chordata; Mammalia; Chiroptera; Phyllostomidae. The transcript is spliced from 7 exons. The record is from RefSeq and is a predicted model, not a curated record.